AUGGCUACGAUCGAUCCUCCCCUCGACUGUCCACUCCCUUUAGAGCUUAUAUCACAGAUCCUGCUGUCAACUUGGCUAGCUGAACCCAGUCACCGACUUCGCGUCAACUUCAUGCUCGUGUCUCCGCGGUUCCUCGAAGCUGCAGAAUCAACUGCUGCGCUAUGGUCUGAAAUUUGGGAACAGGCAUCUCCUCAAAGUCUGCCGACCUACAUGCAGCGCUCGAGGUGCCGCCCCAUCCAUCUACACCUUCGUCUUGAGUCCACCGACGAUCUCCAUUCCGCGAACACGAAGAUGUCCCACGUCGACGGUAGACUGGGUAAACUUAUGAUUCGUGGAAACGUGCAUAACAUCAACGCAUUCUUGGGAACACACUCCAUGUCUUCCGUGGAACAUAUCGAGAUUCGACAGACGCAGGCGAAUACUCACCUCCUUGAGCAACUGCCCAAGAAGGGAUUCGAGGAUUGCCGGAACUUGAGAUCAUUAACAUUAGGCGAUGGUCUUUGCCUACCUCGUCGGCCGAUGCUUCCGAAGGCGCUGACCACAUUGAACAUUCGUGCGGUCCCUAAGCUAAAUGCUCUGCUCUAUGCCCUAUCCGCGACUUGCCAACUCGAACACCUUUCGAUCGGUCACACCAAGAUCUCCAAUAUCGAGCCUUCUAAGAUUGUCAAUCUUCCUCAUCUACAAAGGCUUGAUGCCUCGUUGGUCGCCGGUGGAAAUGUUGCGACAGUGUUCGGGUCGCUUUCGUUCCCGGCCUCAACCCAAGUUUCUCUGGGUCUUUUCAUCACAUCUACAGGCAUAGAAUCUCUUCACAUGGACGUCCAAGCAGCUACCGCUCGGCUGCACGAUCUUGGAACGCCGUUAGUUGCGGUGGAGAGUUUUGCUCAUGGAAGACAUUACGAACGUGGAACCUUAGCCGUCAGAUGCUUUCAACACUCUCUUCUCACCACCCAUGCGCACGACCGCGAUCCCAUAUUCAGUAUCGACAUGUGGUGGGAUAAUCCAUGGCCAAUCCGUGAUCGCGAGUUCCUGUACACCCUCAUUGGCGACGCACUUCCCACCACGCACCUUCGCGAGAUCGCGCUCCGCUUAUCGGCGUCUGGUCCACCACUCGUCAAUGCCGACGAAAGAGUCGCGCGCCCGCAUCUGGGAUUGCUCGACGUUGUGAGAGCACUCGACGUUGCUGGGAGACCGGUAGCGCUACUACUUUCCGGGCAUACGAAUACUCUCGUUGCCGCCGCGAGCUCUUUAGCUGGGCUGAAUCACAUAGUGGUCUCAGCAGAGGAGUGGCAUGUUGCUGAUCGUGGUCGUCUAGAACGCCUGUUUGAGGCUCGCCGCAGAAAAGGCUUCUCUGACGUCACGAUCGAUCUUUUAGAUGGGGAACUUGAAGCGUCGUUCACUGGCGAGGUUAUGGAAUGCCUUACUAGUGCAUCGUAUAUACACAAUAGGGAUAGUGAUGAAGAGCACACAAUGUGA
This is a messenger RNA of Peniophora sp. CBMAI 1063, 1473 nucleotides long. Lineage: Eukaryota; Fungi; Basidiomycota; Agaricomycetes; Russulales; Peniophoraceae. The record is from the annotation of a GenBank genome assembly.